Molecule: messenger RNA, 2603 nt
Organism: Coccidioides immitis RS
Lineage: Eukaryota; Fungi; Ascomycota; Eurotiomycetes; Onygenales; Onygenaceae
Product: n-alkane-inducible cytochrome P450
Exons: 5
Coding region: 224-1747 (507 amino acids)
Molecular function (GO): monooxygenase activity; oxidoreductase activity, acting on paired donors, with incorporation or reduction of molecular oxygen; iron ion binding
Source: RefSeq, a predicted model, not a curated record
GCUUGGCAUGUCGAACAAGUGAAUCCGAGCCUGGAUGAAUUAUGUCGAACUGCAGGUCAUCGCCUGUCCUGCGGCCGUCUUGGUUUAGGGAUCCUUGCUCGGACCCAGCAUCCGAAGAGGGGCUGGCUAGUUCAGCAAGCCAGGUUCUCAAACUAUUUAACAUCGCUUCAUCGCCAAUUAGUGGCGAUCAAAUCCACAAAGUAAACUGUCAUCAAUUCUAAUCAUGUUGAACCUCACGAAUGUACUGCUCAUUCCGCCUGCGGCGGGUGCCCUUCAUGUUGGGUACCGGUACCUGCAAUCCUACCUGGAAGCGGAGCGCGUCCGCAAGCUCGAAAACACUGAGGAUCCGCCAAAGGCUCCGAAUCAGGGUAUCUUUGGCAUCAAUGUCUACCGAGACAUGGCAAGGCACAAAGAGGAGCACGUAUUUCUUCAGAAAAACCUCGAACGCUACGAUGAACUCGGUGACACCUACACGUCUGACAUGUUCGGCCGCACAUACAUCGACACCCGUGACCCUGAGAAUAUCAAGGCCAUCUUGUCUACGCAGUUUGAACAGUUUUCUCUUGGAGAUUCCAGACUUGACGCUUUCUACCCCAUGCUGGGAGAAGGAAUAUUCACACAUGUAUACGGCGGUGGUCCCAAGGGGGAGCCAUGGAGACAUUCGCGUGCGGUGCUUCGACCCCAAUUUGCGAGACACCAAAUACAGGAUCUUGCAAAGCUAGAGGAGUUCGUUCAGAAUCUUAUCAGUAGAAUACCCAGAAACGAAACGUGCGAUCUCCAAGAGCUUUUCUUCCGACUUACUCUGGAUACCGCAACUGAUUUCCUGUUCGGCGAGAGUGUGAAUAGUCUCCUUCCUGAUAGUCCUCCAAAGGAGACGCAAUUUUACCAUGAUUUUACUCGGGGUACAGAAAUCUGCAUGUUGCGCACGCUGCUGGGAGAUCUGUAUUUCCUUCAGAAAGACAGCAGCGAAUUCAAGCGAGUUUCUGCUUUUGUUCAGGAGUAUAUCGACAGAUUUACACACAAAGCCUUGGAGCUCCACGCUGCUGGAAAGCCUACGUCAUAUGAUUCAAAUGGCAAAUAUGUCUUCCUUGAGGAAAUUUCCAAGAGCAUCAGAGACCCAGUCCGGCUGCGAUCAGAACUGCUCAACAUUCUCCUUGCUGGAAGAGACACCACGGCGAGUCUUCUCUCCGCUUGCUUUCACCAGCUUGCACGGCAUAAGGAUGUCUGGGAUGAACUGAGAAAAGAGAUUAUGGACAAUGUCGGCGACAGGUUGCCUACCUAUGAGGAUAUCAAGUCUUUGAGGUAUCUGCGAUACGUGCUUAAUGAAACACUCCGUUUAUUCCCAGUCGUCCCAUGGAAUGGGCGUCAAGCCGUUGUAACAACAACCCUGCCCCGCGGUGGUGGCCCGGAUGGAAAAAACAAAAUUCUAGUAAAGAAGGGUACCUUCGUCCUCUACUCAACCUGGGGCCUCCAUCGCAGUAAAUUCUACGGCGAAGAUACGAACGAGUUUAGGCCGAGCCGAUGGGAAACGAUACGGCCAGGGUGGAAUUAUAUCCCAUUCAACGGUGGGCCUAGAAUAUGCUUGGGCCAGCAAUACGCCUUAGUUGAAGCCUCAUAUGUGAUUACCAGGCUUCUCCAAGUUUUCAAGGAUAUUGAGAACCGAGAUCCUGUACUGCCUUUUGUCGAGCACACGACUCUUACACUCUCGAGCGAACACGGGGCCAAGGUUGCGCUCACACCAGCCUGAUCCCAUGCAUAUUAAUGGACGACGUUGAGAAUGUGGUAUAUGUAUCGACACCGGGGAUUCACUUUGUAGGUCACGGUAUGGUAUGGUUUGAAAAUUUGGGGAAUUUACUAAUUUGAAUUUUUCUAUAUUUUCGUUCAUCUAUCUUACGAGAGAGUGACAUAUGUACUGUACAUGUAUGGGUAAAACGUAUAUAGGACUGCCAAUCUAGCUCGAAUUACCUAGCUGAUCCUGUGUGUAGAUAUAUAUAUAUAUAUAUAUAUAUAUAUACACACACAUGUCUGUCAAUCCUCAGUUAACGAGAGCGGAGAACACAUACAGCGUGAUAUCGCAAAUCUGUUGAAGCGAAAACAUUGGUCUGUUGUCCGUUGUCCUGAAAUGAGUCAAACAGCGGAUGAAGCCAGCACCCGACGUAAAGGCAAUAAUUGACAAUUGAUGUUGCGGAGGAAAUUAUGCAGCACUCGAAACGAAAUGCCAGUCGCUGAAAUGAGGAUCAUCGCUAGGUUCUCAUUGCGGAUGAAGGAAUAUAUCGUGAUAGGAACGCCUUUUAUUCCCAUACAAUUGAUCGAUCCUGUUCUCAGUGAUGUCGUAAGUUGUUCGCACUAUUUGCAACAAGAUUCCCUAAUUGUCGUAGGUUAAAACGCCUCCAAUUGUGCAUGAGAACCCUCAAAAUAAACGCCAGUAACGCGGUACUAUAGAAAGUUGAAUUAAAAUGCGCUAGAAUUAGGUGUUCUCCGUUGCGCCCGAUGGCGGCGGUCUCUGAGCCGUAAAGACAUAACUAUAGGGCGCAAAUUAACCAUUGCUCUUCGCCUCCAUCACCCGAGAGAUAGAGAGAGAGAACGUACAAAUCCAACUUUGC